UCCUGCAAACUUUCUCUCUUUAUUUGCUUAUAACCUCUCAUCGAUUUUAUUUUCAUUCGUUUGAACAUUGUUGUUUAGUGUUGUUGUUGCUCCUUAAAUUCAAAAUAAAGAUGAACCCAUCCGGCGGCGGUUUCAUUUAUUUUCCAACAUCUUUGCCCCAAGCAAAGACAUCUGAAUUCAUGGCAUUUGAUGAGUCCCCAGUAAAGGAACUUUCUCCGCAGAAUUUUACACCUAGGAACUAUAGCAGUCCACAAAAUAAGCAGAGGAAUAACACCAGAGGUCACAAUAGUGGAAGAAAUUUUUACAGUAAGAAGCCAUGGCAAAAUAACUCCCACAGUCCGUACAGAACUUCUAACAAUCGCUCCAAUUACAAUUACACCAAUCAAUCAUAUAAAAGCAAUGGAGAUAAGACUUUUUCUAAACAAGACUAUCUACAUCCAUCAUUUACUGAGGAUCCUUGGGCACAUUUGGAGAAAAAACUUAAUAAACAGAACACUGCAGAGCAGUCUGAUGUUUCAAUGGACAAUAGCAGCUUUGAACACAACACGAGUAUGAACUAGGUAUUUAAAACGUGCAAUUUUUCAAGGCAAAUGAAUUUACCAUUAAGGUAGAGGAAAACAAAGACACUCAUUAUUAACAUAAAACAAUA
Molecule: messenger RNA, 649 nt
Organism: Nicrophorus vespilloides
Lineage: Eukaryota; Metazoa; Arthropoda; Insecta; Coleoptera; Silphidae
Exons: 2
Coding region: 111-560 (149 amino acids)
Source: RefSeq, a predicted model, not a curated record